UUGAAAGCCUGCCAUUGGUGAGCUUACCAAAGGCAUCUGCCAGUGGAACUUCAAUGGAAUGUGAAACCAAAUCAUUUUCAAGUUAAAGAUAGACACAGUAUACACCAGGAUCUAGAAGCUGGAUUUUAAACGCCUAUCGCUCCCUAGAAUUUCAGAGAGUUCUGUUAUGACCUCUGUCGUAAUUAACAAUUUGGAUAAAGUUGGUUUUUCAAGUGACUGUGCUAAGAAUUCAUGGAUGGUCUGGAUGUCCUGGAAUGAAAAGGAUUUAGGAGCUCCUGGUGUACAUACCCUAGGAUAAAUAAGAUUUACCAAUCCCUGGAUGAAGUUCUUGGGAAGUCUUUAGAUGCCAUAGUCAACUGCCAUUUCAAAGAAGAGAAAAUAGAUGGUUUUGGAAAGUUCAUGCUGUUUCUUCAUUGAAUUUUAGAAUGAUUGAAGAUAGUGGGAAAAGAGGAAAUACCAUGGCAGAAAGAAGACAGCUGUUUGCAGAGAUGAGGGCUCAAGAUCUGGAUCGCAUCCGACUCUCCACCUACAGAACAGCAUGCAAGCUUCGGUUUGUUCAGAAGAAAUGCAACUUGCACCUGGUGGACAUUUGGAACGUCAUAGAAGCAUUGCGGGAAAAUGCUCUGAACAACCUGGACCCGAACAUAGAACUCAGUGUGGCCCGCUUGGAGGCCGUGCUGUCCACCAUUUUCUACCAGCUCAACAAACGGAUGCCAACCACUCACCAAAUCCAGGUGGAGCAGUCCAUCAGCCUCCUGCUAAACUUCCUGCUGGCGGCCUUUGACCCGGAAGGCCAUGGUAAAAUUUCAGUAUUUGCUGUCAAAAUGGCUUUAGCCACGUUGUGUGGAGGGAAGAUCAUGGACAAAUUAAGAUAUAUUUUCUCCAUGAUUUCUGACUCCAGCGGGGUGAUGGUUUAUGGACGAUAUGAUCAAUUCCUCCGGGAAGUUCUCAAACUACCCACAGCCGUUUUUGAAGGCCCUUCAUUUGGUUACACAGAGCAGUCAGCAAGGUCCUGUUUCUCUCAACAGAAAAAAGUCACCUUAAAUGGGUUCUUGGACACUCUCAUGUCCGACCCUCCCCCCCAGUGUCUGGUCUGGCUGCCCCUUCUGCAUCGUCUGGCGAAUGUGGAAAAUGUCUUCCAUCCGGUUGAAUGUUCCUACUGCCACAGUGAGAGUAUGAUGGGAUUCCGCUACCGAUGCCAACAGUGUCACAAUUACCAGCUCUGUCAGGACUGCUUCUGGAGGGGACACGCUGGCGGUUCCCAUAGCAACCAGCACCAAAUGAAAGAGUACACCUCAUGGAAAUCCCCUGCUAAGAAGCUAACUAAUGCAUUAAGCAAGUCUCUGAGCUGCGCUUCAAGCCGUGAGCCCUUGCACCCCAUGUUCCCUGACCAGCCUGAGAAGCCACUCAACUUGGCCCACAUUGUGCCGCCCAGACCUGUAACCAGCAUGAAUGAUACCCUCUUCUCCCACUCGGUCCCCUCCUCAGGAAGUCCUUUUAUUACCAGGAGUAUGCUUGAGAGUUCAAACCGGCUUGAUGAAGAGCACAGGCUGAUCGCCAGGUACGCAGCAAGACUGGCGGCAGAGUCCACUUCCUCGCAGCCGGCCCAGCAGCGGGGAGCUCCCGACAUCUCCUUCACCAUUGAUGCAAACAAGCAGCAGAGGCAGCUGAUCGCAGAGCUAGAAAACAAGAACAGAGAAAUCUUACAGGAGAUCCAGAGGCUGCGGCUAGAGCACGAACAAGCUUCUCAGCCCACUCCAGAGAAGGCCCAGCAAAAUCCCACUCUGCUGGCAGAACUCCGGCUCCUCAGACAGCGCAAGGAUGAGCUGGAACAGAGAAUGUCUGCUCUCCAGGAGAGCCGGAGAGAGCUAAUGGUCCAGUUAGAAGGUCUCAUGAAGCUACUAAAGGAAGAAGAACUGAAGCAGGGAGUAAGUUAUGUUCCCUACUGCAGGUCUUAACUAACUGUGGAGGGGCCUGCCAUCCUGCUGUUCUCAUUGCUUUUGCCUCUAAUGUAUGUUCAUGCUUCAGUUUGGAAAGAGAAAAAAAAAAUCAUACUAAUUUGCUUCCUUUUCAAUGUAGUGCUUGAAUCGACACACACAAAAGUUAGCAUUUUUUAUAACUAUUACUACUGUCAGCAUCAAAACAAGAGCUAUUAUAUCUUUUAGAAGAGGGGGAAAAAUUGUAAUUUGUUGGAACCUUUCUAGAUCUCCAGAAGUCUACAUUUCAAACCAGUCUCAUGUUUUCUGGGCUGUUGAUCAGACCCUUCUCUUAGUAGAGAGAUGCCUACCACCGCUACUAAAGUUACACUAGGAAAAGUCCCCAGACUCAAGCUACUCUCUACAUCCUCUCGUGCUGUCAACCAUUUAGUUCAGUAUCCAUUUUAAUGGAAAGGCGUGGGACCUCCUUGUAUAAAAAUGUCAGCCAAUUGCAUCUCUUUUCAUUGCAUAAGUAUUAAGCCCUGUCUUCCCUGUCCCUAAAAUGUGUUCAACCUAAGAGAAACACUGCCCAUUGUUUAGUUCUUGCAAGCAGAAUCCCUACCAUUGGUUCAUAAUAAUCUCAAAGGAAUAGGUAACUUUCAGGCUUUCUCUUAUCACCAAGAACCUUUCUGCUCUGGGAGUUCACAAGGCCCUUACAUAUGUCUUCUCCGGAAGCAGGAGCACCGUGACUCUCGUAACCGUAGUCUAAACUGGAACCCUAUGUCUGACCCUGUGGUCAGGUCCAGGGCCAGCAGAGGGAGUAGCAUACUCAAAAAAUAACAAUAACAAACUAGAAGCAAAAUAACAGCAGCUUUAAUGUCAAGUGCAUGUACUCUUGCUAGUGUUAGCAGGAAGUUUCAUGUUAUUUCCUGGGAUCGAUUAGAACCACAGCCUGUCCAAUUUCAACGUACCUUUUAUUCUUCUGUAUUCUCUUUCCUAUUAUUCAUUGUGUGUGUUUGUGUGUAACAAAGAAUGUCUGCAAAAUGCUGGACACAUUUUUACCCUUCAUUCCCACGGUCUGUAAAAAAGGAAAGUGUAAAACUAAUCUGUAAUGUCAGACAAUAAAGACAAUGUAUGACACUAUUUUGUAUUUUGUGAAAAAAAUUUACUUGACUAGAGUCAAAUCCGACAGAGAGAGAGUCGCCCUGGGUGAAGGACGGGCACGUAUAGCCUGUGCCGUUGCCCGUAAAGCCACACACGGGGUAAUGCUAUUAUACUUCCAACACACUUAGAUCAUGCUAGACAAAAAUGCCUUGCUGUGCCGCUUCUCUUUGCAACAGCCUCUUUUCUUUCCUGUCUCUGACUUAGCAUGUACACAGAAAAAGGAAAAAAAAAAGGCUCAACUCUAAACUUCUUCCGCCAAGUGGAGAGAGAGGGCAGUCAUCCUCUAGACAGUCAGCCUCCCUUGAGCAAGGUCUCUCCUGUACCCCUUUCCUGCCUCUUCCCAGGCUACCUGUUCUGGAAAGGCUUAGUGGACCAGUGGGUUCACGAACAUAUGCUGCCCAGAGCCAAAGCUUGGCUGAGGCUGAGCACGUACGUAGAGCAGUGUCCUGCCUCCUUGCCUUCCCGCUCCUCCCCCCCCCCCCCCCGGAGCCCUCCCCGGCUCCGCAGUCUGGGAGAGGCAGCCCUCAGCUGGGUCCUGCUGCAGAGGUUCUCGUGGGCACCGUCCAGAUGGCAGCAGUGCUCUGUCUGGGCGCGGAGACCCAUUUACUCGUCUUGACUCAUUUGAUUUGCUUGUAUGCUCAAGCCUCUUCUCAAAAAGGACCCGAGAUAGUUUGCAACAAAAGUCAUCAAAAAUGACUUCAUAAAAUAAAUUCAGAAAAAUCAGAAAUGAAAGAAAAGAUAAUGCCAAUAUGCUCAUCUUAAGCAGCAAGCAUGUGCCUCGGAGCUUUUUGGCCAGGAGACAAGGAAAAAAAAAAAGAAAGAAAGAAAGAAAAGUAAAACAUAAUUGGUGGUUUUAUCAGAACCCAAAUGCCAGUUCUCAGGGGACCAAAAUUUCGGUUGGCAUGAAAUAUAAAAAGGAAGUCUUCCCUCAGAGCUUUAGAGGAGGAGCACUAAGUAAUGAAACAGAUAAAUACAGCAGCAGAUGUCAAGUGGCUGAUUAUGACACUGACCUUCAGCUGAAAUUAAAGACAGAGAACCCUGACUGGCCCAAUCUGGAGCAGGCAGUCCUACAAGGAAAUGAACUUAUGCCAUCCAAAUGUAUAGACUUCCUUUGGUAUAACAUGAUCUAAGGAGAGAAUUUAGAGGUUUUAGUCUGGCGUGUGCUUCUAAAUUCUGUUUUUUUUAUUUAUGAGCCUUACCCCUUUGGGGACAUUCUCUUUGUAAAACCAGAUUUCAGACACUGCGCACAACAAAUUGUGCUUGAUUUAAUAACCUCUACUUGCUUUAUCAUAAGUCUGUGUGGUUCAAUGUAUUUUAUUAUACUGGUAUAUAUAAUUCCUAAUUAUACUGUUUCUUGUUAGAGGUAAUGCAUGAAUUUAUUCCCCUCGAGGAGAGAACAUGAAUUAAAAAAAAAAUAGUGCCUGUAAUAUAACAUGAUGAUUAUGGUAUCAUAAGCAAUAAAUUUUUUUUUUACAAAACUUGCAUCAAAAUUAUCCUACCCUCUUUCUUCUUUGUGUAUCUUUAAGAUUUAUUGAAGGAACCAUAAAAAGAACACUCAUAAAAAGUUUAGUAAUGAAGGCAGCUGGGGUGUAAUUGCAGUGACAAUAUGUUUCUGUUUCUGGUUGACUUCCAGUGCCAAAUAUCACAUCCCAAUCUAAAACCAGAUAUCCUAACUUUGAGUUCAGAAUGUAAGGUCUCAAUAAAAAUUUUUGUAGAGAGAUCACUGGUGUUAGACCUGAUUGGAGGGGUCCCCACUCUUCUAUCACACCUGUAAGAUCUUGACUAUGUCAACUAACUUCCCAGGAAUCUAUUAAAAACA
This is a messenger RNA of Mustela lutreola (European mink), 4899 nucleotides long. RefSeq names its product dystrobrevin alpha (gene DTNA). The transcript is spliced from 16 exons. Gene Ontology annotation, molecular function: zinc ion binding. Gene Ontology annotation, cellular component: plasma membrane; synapse. The record is from RefSeq and is a predicted model, not a curated record. Gene Ontology annotation, biological process: synaptic signaling. Bases 426 to 1958 code for a protein of 510 amino acids. Lineage: Eukaryota; Metazoa; Chordata; Mammalia; Carnivora; Mustelidae.